UAUAUAACGUCUGUUUUGCAGCCUGUAUGUAAGUGACAGGCGGCAACAUUUCUCCACAAACCGAGCUGCUCUGAAAUCUUCAGUUUUCCUCUAAAUUGUGAUAAAUUAGUAUUUUUCUCUCCGUUUAAAAGUUGCAUGUUAAACUGGUUCAGACCGGUUCAGGUGUUUAGAUCUCAGUCAGCGUGUUGUUGUUCUUGGAGGUCAUCGGGUCUCCAGGUGAAUCCAGCCGAGAUGCUUUCCCCGAGCAGGACCGUCUCCUCCCGGCUGCUCAGGCCGGCCUCUUGGAUCCCUCUCCGGCUGGGCUCUGAGGGGAGAGCCGCCAGCUCUCUGCAGAAAGAGAUGAUAAAGAAGCAUGAACUGGAGAAAGAGGAGCCCCGCCCACUGUACAUGGACUUCCAGGCCACCACGCCCAUGGAUCCCCGGGUGCUGGACGCCAUGUUACCCUACCAGGUGAAUUAUUACGGUAACCCUCACUCCAGGACGCACGCCUACGGCUGGGAGAGUGAGACCGCCAUGGAGACGGCCAGGAAGCAGGUGGCUGAUCUAAUUGGAGCAGAUCCCAGAGAGAUCAUCUUCACCAGCGGAGCCACCGAGUCCAACAACAUGGCCAUCAAGGGCGUAGCCAGGUUCUACCAGACCAAGAAGCGUCACGUGAUCACCACACAGACGGAACAUAAGUGUGUUCUGGACUCGUGUCGAGUUCUGGAGUCCGAAGGAUUCGACAUUACCUACCUGCCGGUCCAGACGAACGGACUAGUGGACCUGGAGCUAUUGGAGCUCAUCAUCCGUCCUGACACGUCUCUGCUGUCUGUGAUGGCGGUCACAACGAGAAUCGGAGUCUUACAGCUCAAGGAGAUCGGUAAGAUUUGUCGCUCUAAAGGAGUCUUCCUCCACACUGAUGCCGCUCAGGCUGUCGGAAAAGUUCCAAUCAACGUCACCGAUUGGAAGGUCGACCUGAUGUCCAUCAGUGGCCACAAGGUAUACGGACCCAAAGGUAAGGGUGCCCUGUAUGUGCGUCGCCGACCUCGUGUGCGUUUGGAGCCUCUGCAGAACGGCGGCGGGCAGGAGAGGGGGCUGCGAUCCGGCACUGUUCCCACCCCACUGGCUGUCGGGCUGGGAGCCGCCUGCAGCAUCGCUCAGCAAGAGCUGGAGUACGAUCAUCACAGAGUGUCCAUGCUGGCUAACCGUCUAGUUCAGAAGAUCAUGUCAGAGAUUCCUGAUGUCAUCAUGAACGGAUGUUCAGAACAGCGCUACCCUGGUUGUGUUAACCUGUCGGUCGCUCUACGUGGAGGGAGAGGUCUGCUGAUGGCUCUGAAGGAUGUCGCUCUGUCAUCUGGGAGUGCCUGUACGUCAGUCUUGGAGCCAUCAUACGUCCUCAGAGCGAUCGGAGCAGAUGAAGAACUGGCUCACUCUUCAAUCAGGUUUGGUAUUGGCAGAUUCACCACAGAAGAAGAAGUGGACUACACAGCAGAGAAAUGCAUCCAUCAGGUCCGCAGACUCAGAGAGAUGAGUCCUCUGUGGGAGAUGGUCCAGGACGGCAUCGACCUGAAGAGCAUCAAGUGGACGCAGCACUAGACUCCUCCCACCUCCCAUUUGCUUCUGGCUGGCAGUGACAACGACGACCUUAACCACGACGAUGAAAUUCCCAGUGAAUUCUGGGAAACGGACCAUCUUUUCCUUCCUGUUCUCAACACGCACAAACUUCCUGUCGGACUUGAAGUCUGUUUGUAGAUGUCGCUGUGUUGUCUCUGAAGAAGCUCCCCCGCGUUGCUUCUCAGGAGAUGUUGCUCAGAGAGUCGACCGUAAACCACAUGGCGGCCUCGGCUUUGUUUGUAUUUGUUCUGUUGCACAUCAGUCGGCGGCUCCUGGUCGAUAGAUUGCUUCUGAGAGGUUGUCGGAGGCUCGGUCCUGUAUCACAAAGUCAGGUCUUUAUGUGAUGGUCUCUUCGAGCUGGUGUGCACUCAUCAACCAGAGUUUAUUUUAUUACAGACAUCAUCAGAUCACUGAGUUCUGGAUGUGACGUGAGCACAACAAUAAUACAAUAAAAUGAAUCAUUGGAUUAAUAUUUAAGUACAUAUUUAAGGGUGUGUAGGUGUGGGACUUUAAAAGCUUCUGGACCCCCCUCAGGGGCUACCCUAAAUAUCGAGGGUUUCUCAUCAGCUCCCAGUGAUGAUGAUAAGUUACUCAGCAGUGAGAGAGACUUUUGGUUUGAGCUUUAUAUUUAGAGGGUUUCAUUGGUUGGGAACAUUGACUGUAUAUUAAUAUGGACAACACACCUCCACCUCCUCCGUUUGUAAAGAAAGUGAAGCCAAAAUUUCCCUCCGAUGGGCGCUAACAUACAGACACUCACAGUUAUAGAAGGUUAAAUGACUGAUGUUUGUGUUCGUUACGUUUUCUCUCCACCUUCAUCCUCUACUUUGCUAAUCGGCUGCAUUUAUCAACAGAUCUGUCAAUCUUGACGUCAUGUGACUUGAUUUUAGCAUCAAAUAACUAAGUAAUAACAAACUUCUCAGAAGAAUGAACAAUUUCACAUAAAUCAGCACAAAAACAACUAACUGCUGUGACAGAAAGCACGUUUGUUAAAAUCUUAUUUGACGUGCUUUGUCAUUUUCUAGUUUGACCCAAGUUCCAUCUGUAAUAAAGGAGGAGGUGGGCUUUAAGACCUGUCUCAAAGCCUGAUCCGAAAAGGCAACUGGACUUGGUAGAAGUUGCCUUUGCGGAUCAAGCUUUGAAUUACCAAGACAUGGAUGACUCAGAGCCAUCACAGACUUUAUGACCUAUAUCAUCGUCAGCCACCAGGGGGAGCUCUAACAGUUCUGGCUUCUUUUUAGUGGAGCUGUAGUGUCGUCCAUAUUGUAACGCAGUCUGUGGUUAAGAUUGGGAUUAUUGUGUUGGUUUAUUUUUCUGCGUUUGGGUCCAUUCCUGAAGGUGUCAGUUAAUGGGUUUUAAAGAUGGCGGAUGCUGUUGCUAAAGUGGCUCAAUCAUUGAUCGGUCACAGCGCUCUGCAUCCCCAAGGUGUCUGGUUUGCCCUGAACUAGCGUCACAUAAAUCCUUUGAAACAGCUUCAUCUGGUCCCAGUUGUCAUUUUAUAGUUUUGCUUUGUACGUUUGUCCCUCAUCUGAUCCUCUGAAGGCAAUUUACGACACAAGAGAGUCAGGGUUUAACUUUAAAACAGCUGCUUAAACUGCAAACCUUUCUUUGUGAUACAGGCUCUUAUGAAACGACCACGAUUUACAGGGAUGUGGAAACUAAUGUAGAGACUAGGCAGUGAUUUUUGGACAGCACACCUCGGUUCUUUGAGUCAGACUCUCUCACCUGCUGAGUCAUAGAUCUUCUCCUGCUCUGUUCACAGGUGAUCCUCAGCCUUCUCCGUCUAACACUCGCUGUGUUUCCUCCCACAUCAGUGUUCAAUAAUCUGUAGCAUACAUGUCAGUGAAAAUCCAGAUGAUCACCAUAUUAACCUGCGUUUUAUCACUUCAUUGACCUCGGGAACACUCUACAAGACUGCUGUCGCCUGGAUUUAACUGCCCUCUUUAAUUAAAGAUGGUGGCUGGAGAAAUACACCUCAUGUCUGAAAGUCCAACAUUAAAAUCUGAAAACUUUGGGUCAUUUAUUUUGGAGGAUGAGGAAGUCUUGUAUUCUGUUCCUGGGUUUAGUCAGCUGAGCCGCAAUCUGUUCUAUUUAUUAAACUCCUGCAUCUACUGUCUACUGUUACUUAUCUCAUAUUAUAACCCAAUAAAGUGCUGCUUCAUGGUUAUGCAAUAAAGAUUUGUUAUAUGGUU
Molecule: messenger RNA, 3782 nt
Organism: Notolabrus celidotus (New Zealand spotty)
Lineage: Eukaryota; Metazoa; Chordata; Actinopteri; Labriformes; Labridae
Gene: nfs1
Product: NFS1 cysteine desulfurase
Biological process (GO): [2Fe-2S] cluster assembly
Cellular component (GO): mitochondrion; nucleus; cytosol
Molecular function (GO): cysteine desulfurase activity; pyridoxal phosphate binding
Source: RefSeq, a predicted model, not a curated record